Messenger RNA from Lampris incognitus (smalleye Pacific opah), 2336 nucleotides. RefSeq names its product major facilitator superfamily domain containing 5 (gene slc61a1). The record is from RefSeq and is a predicted model, not a curated record. Gene Ontology annotation, cellular component: endoplasmic reticulum; Golgi apparatus; membrane. Gene Ontology annotation, molecular function: molybdate ion transmembrane transporter activity. The coding region runs from base 152 to 1591 and encodes 479 amino acids. NCBI's taxonomy places the organism in Eukaryota, Metazoa, Chordata, Actinopteri, Lampriformes, Lampridae. The transcript is spliced from 2 exons. Gene Ontology annotation, biological process: negative regulation of apoptotic signaling pathway; molybdate ion transport.
AGGGGUUGAUGACAAGUUUCUUAUGUCUCUAGAAGAUGCUGUAGCUGAUCCCUAAGUGGAAAAACUGCGGAGAGGGUUUCAAACGAGAUGGUUUUGAGAAAUAGAUAGAAAAGAACUGAAGAAACAUCAGGACCAUCAAAUAUAUAGCACUAUGCUGGUGACUGUGUAUCUUGCCAUAAUCAUCCUGCUGGCCCUGUGUGCUGGCCUUGAGAUCACGGCACGCCGCCUCACCCCUCCUCAGCCUGCUCCCACGGCUGUAGCCAACCCAUCUUUCCGCCAUUUUCAGACUUUAUUCCUCCGGGCCUACCUGUUAGCCUUGUGGUCGGACUGGCUUCAGGGUCCCUACCUCUACAAACUCUACCGCCACUACAGCUUCCUGGAGUCACAAAUAGCUAUCAUAUAUGUGUGUGGUCUGGCGUCCUGUAUUCUGUUCGCUCCCGUUGCUGGCUGGCUUCCACAAGCCCUGGGCCGCAGACAUACAUGCUUGCUCUUCUGCGUGGCCUACUCUGCCUGCUGUCUCACAAAGCUGUCCAGGGACUACUUUGUUUUAAUCAUUGGCCGUGUCCUGGGAGGCUUGUCCACUUCCCUGCUCUCCACCACAUUUGAGGCUUGGUACGUGCACCGACAUGUAGAUGUCCGUGAUUUUCCCAAGGAAUGGAUCCCCAGUACCUUUAAUAAAGCUGCUUCCUGGAACCAUGGGCUUGCUGUGGGAGCAGGGCUGGUAGCUAACCUGCUGGCUGAUUGGCUCCACCUGGGACCGGUGGCUCCCUUCCUGUUGGCUGUGCCCUGCCUGGGAGCCUGUGGCUGGGUGGUGCUGACAGACUGGGGCAGGGAGGAGGCAGAGGGAAGUCUGGAGGGUGACAAACAGACACUACUAGGUGCACCCAAUGUACCUCUAACCCACAUGUCUGCCAGGACCAGGUUUUGGCGUAGCUGCCAAGAGGGGUUGCGUUGUUUGCUGUCAGAUAGAAGAGUGAUGAUCUUGGGUGGUGUGCAGGCCCUGUUUGAGAGCGUCCUCUACAUCUUUGUCUUUCUGUGGACCCCAGUGUUGGACCCCCACGGCCCUCCUUUGGGCAUAGUGUUUUCCUGUCUCAUGGCUGCCAGCAUGGCUGGCUCCUUGCUCUACUGUCUGGCCACCUCCACUCACUACCGUUUGCAGCCUGGCCACUUACUCUGCCUGGCUGUACUGAUGGCCUUCUUCUCCUUCUUCAUGCUAACCUUUUCCACCGCUCCAGGCCAGCCCAGACCUCAUGAGUCCCUGUUGGCCUUCCUGCUGCUGGAGCUGGCCUGUGGCCUUUAUUUCCCCGCAGUCAGCUUCCUCCAGGCCAGGGUGAUCCCAGAGGAAAAAAGAGCUGGUGUGUUGGCCUGGUUCCGGCUUCCUCUGCACCUGCUAGCUUGUCUGGGGCUUCUGGCACUCCAUGGGGAAGUGUCAGGAACAGGUGGAGGGGAAGGAGGCAGUGGCACCAGGCACAUGUUUGGGGGCUGUGCAGUAAUGAUGCUGGCAGCUCUCCUGGCAGUGGUCAGUCUAUUCACCAUGGGCAGGAAUGACACAGACUUGAGACUGGAGGGAGGCAGAGGAGAGGGGGAGUAAGGAGGAGCAGGCAAAGGACCAGUAAUCCUGUUACAGCUUGACUGAUUAAGAAUGAACAUUGCCAUUUUUGUAAAACUGAAAGUGCACGAAUGCCUAUGUUCUACAAGAAUGAGUCGACUUUAGUUUUGCCAAAAUCCGUGCAAUCAUGGCCCAAAUGAUAGUCCAAAUUGUAGUAGAUUACAGUCAGAUUGAAAGUACAGUUUUAUAUUUGUUUUCCCGGUGAUGUUCCCAGUUCCCAGUUCAUAUCUGAACUGGGAAAGUUUUCAUUCAGAUACUAUAGACUUGCUCUCAUCUGAGCCCUGUCAGUCUGUGGAAUGAUAUUCUCCAGGAGGGUAAUAUCUGGAAAAACCCAUACUGAAAAACACAUUGUUGUCAAUUGUACUGUCGGAAACCUCAUUCACCGCAUCAGACUUCAGCGGACAGUUUGAGAGAGACGCUUUAAUGUUGUCCAUCCACAGACAGGAGGGACAGUGUCAGUGUUUUUGAUUUAAAAAAAAACAAAAAACGCAAGGCUGGAACUUACAAAGAGUUGAUUUAAAACACAUGGAAAUGAGGCUAUCAGUGUCAACUGGACCGUUAUCAGCAGAAAACUUCAUUUAUUACACCUUGGUUGCAAUCAAAUUAUUGUUUGGACUUUUGUGUAUUUUACUUGAAAAAGGAAAUAGUAAGUGGUUGUUUUUGUUCUGCAGUUUUUUUGUUUUUGUUUUUUAGUUCAGCAUUUUUGUUUAAAAUCUCACUACCUGUU